This is a messenger RNA of Ectocarpus siliculosus, 1155 nucleotides long. Lineage: Eukaryota; Phaeophyceae; Ectocarpales; Ectocarpaceae. The record is from the annotation of a GenBank genome assembly.
AUGCCUAGCGGGUAUCGGGAUGUGAAGCUGAACCCCGUCGUGAAGGAGCACUUGUGUGAGAUUCAGCUGCACCUCCGCGAGUUCUUCGCAUUGAAAGGCGGCCAGCACGCCGUAUACGAGUGGGCGAGGGAGCUGAACGUAACUACCGAAAUAGACGGUGAACACCUGAUCAAGAAUCUGUCCCCCGAGGUUACGAAGGAGAUGAUGCGCCUGGCUGGGGAGAACUGGCGUGGAACCGGGUACCUUCUACAGGACCUACAGCUCGAUGCUGGGCAGUACGAUCUGGCGGAGACGAGCUUCCGAGAGAAACUUAGGGAUGCCGAGCACAAAGCACGGGAGUUUGAGGAUGACGAUAGCAAGGACUCGAGACGGGCGUUGGUCAGCGCAAACGCAGUCAGGGCAAGACUCGCCCAUAUUCUGAGCGAAAAGGCCAAGUACGACGAGGCCAAGGCUCUGUGCGUUCGGUCGCUGGCUACGUAUGAGAAGUUGUACGGUCCUGACCACCCGGCCGUCGCUAUUGGCCUCAACAACUGGGCAGGGGUAUUGAAGAGGCAGGGCAUGUACAAGGAGGCUACGGAUCUGUGCGUUCGGUCGCUGUCUAUCCGUGAGAAAGGUGUAGGUCCCGACCAUCCGGACGUCGCUGUAGGCCUCAACAACUGGGCGGGGCUGUUGAAGUGUCAGGGCAAGUAUGAGGAGGCAGCGCCUCUGUACGUCCGGUCGCUGGCUAUCCGUGAGAAGGUUUACGGUCCUGACCACCCGGCCGUCGCUACAGGCCUCAACAACCGGGCUGGACUAUUACAGAGUCAGGCCCUGGGUCCGGAGCACGCCGAUGUGGCCCGGUCGCUUAUCAACCGGGCGGGGUUGUUGCAAGCUCAGGGCAAAUAUGAGGAAUCCGAGCCUCUGUACGUUCGGUCGCUGGCUAUCUGCGAGAAGGCCCUAGGUCCUCACCACCCGUCCGUCGCUACUGCCCUCGAUAGCCUGGCGUCGUUGUUGGAUAGUCAGGCCGAGCCAACUUAUGAGCGGGCACAUCCCAUGCGAGAGAAGGUGCUUGGUCCGGAGCACCCCGAUAUGGCGCAGUCGCUCAACAACUGGGCGCGGUUGUUGAGCGUGUGUACUUCCACAAUGAGAUUUCUUGCCUUCACCAUAAUGUCAUGA